Necator americanus (New World hookworm) is the source of this 1662-nucleotide messenger RNA. RefSeq lists its product as uncharacterized. Lineage: Eukaryota; Metazoa; Nematoda; Chromadorea; Rhabditida; Ancylostomatidae. Gene Ontology annotation, molecular function: signaling receptor binding; non-membrane spanning protein tyrosine kinase activity; ATP binding. Gene Ontology annotation, cellular component: extrinsic component of cytoplasmic side of plasma membrane. Gene Ontology annotation, biological process: cell differentiation; protein phosphorylation; cell surface receptor protein tyrosine kinase signaling pathway. Bases 1 to 1662 code for a protein of 553 amino acids. The record is from RefSeq and is a predicted model, not a curated record. The transcript is spliced from 13 exons.
AUGGGAGCGGCAGAUGUUGUUCUUCUUGAUUGGCUGAUGACACAUGAUCCGUUCCAUCCGGCCUAUUCUACUCUUUGUAACACAAUUACGAUGGGAGCGUGCUUUUCACGUCAUCGUGGGGCAUCGUCAAGCGACAGUCAUGGCGCAAGUAUGCUUGAACGCGUCGAUGCCACGAAGUUCAAUUCCACACCACAGACGAUGUAUCUCGUGAACAAUGCCGGAGAUCGAGAGGGACAUUUGGUCGAUCAUUCAACUCCGCAACGUACUGCGCAGUCAGACAAAGAAAUUCUGGUUGCGCUCUAUGCAUACGAUUCCCGAGCCGAUGGCGACCUUAGCUUCAAAAAGGGCGACAUCAUGUACCUUUUAGACCAGAGUAAUUGUGACUGGUGGUACGUACGUCAUCAGCGCACAGGAAAUACUGGAUAUGUACCGAGAAACUUCGUAGCGAAACAGCAAACGAUCGAGAGCGAGGAGUGGUAUGCCGGGAAAAUUCCCAGGAACCGAGCCGAGCGACUGGUUUUAGCGAAUAAUUUACCUAAAGGAACAUUCUUGAUACGUGAAAGGGAAGCUGAUGGACGAGAAUUUGCACUGACUAUUCGGGAUUCGGAUGACAUUCGAGGAGGAUCCGUUAAACAUUAUAAGAUCAAACGGCUCGAUCACGACCAAGGCUUCUUUAUUACCACACGAAGGACUUUCCGAACCUUGCAGGAACUUGUCGCCUAUUAUUCUGAGAUGGCUGACGGGUUAUGUUGCCAAUUAACAUUCCCCGCCCCACGGAUUGCGCCAACCCGUCCGGAUCUUAGUCAUGAUACUCAACAGAAUUGGGAAAUUCCUAGGAAUCAGUUGCAGUUGAAGAGGAAACUCGGUGACGGCAAUUUUGGUGAAGUUUGGUACGGGAAAUGGCGCGGAAUCGUCGAAGUCGCUAUCAAGACAAUGAAGCCGGGAACGAUGUCUCCAGAAGCAUUUUUGGGGGAAGCUCAGAUCAUGAAACAGUGCGAUCAUCCCAAUCUGGUCAAGCUUUAUGCCGUGUGCACCAGAGAAGAACCGUUUUACAUAAUCACAGAAUACAUGUGCAAUGGUUCGCUUCUGCAUUACCUGAGGAACGAAGGCGCUGCUCUGGGAAUACAAGCCUUGGUUGACAUGGCUGCACAGAUUGCCAAUGGAAUGAUGUAUUUGGAAGAAAGAAAACUGGUGCAUCGUGAUCUGGCAGCGAGAAAUGUUCUUGUGGGAGAAAAGAUCAGUGGUGUUCCAGUUGUUAAGGUCGCAGAUUUUGGAUUAGCACGAAAACUAAUGGAGGAAGACAUAUAUGAGGCGCGAACAGGCGCGAAAUUCCCCAUCAAAUGGACAGCACCGGAAGCCGCUACUUGUGGCAACUUCACUGUGAAGAGUGACGUGUGGUCAUACGGCAUCCUGCUCUAUGAAAUCAUGACCAAAGGACAAGUGCCGUAUCCUGGUAUGCAUAAUCGCGAAGUUGUUGAGCAAGUGGAAAUUGGUUAUCGCAUGCCGAUGCCUCGUGGCUGCCCCGAACAAAUAUAUAACGAGGUGAUGUUGAAGUGCUGGGAUAAAAUACCGGAUAGAAGACCAACGUUUGACCAUCUCUUUCACUUUUUUGAUGAUUACUUCGUGUCGUCGCAGCCGAACUACGUUCCUCCCAGUGUCUGA